Molecule: messenger RNA, 1230 nt
Organism: Acanthosepion pharaonis
Lineage: Eukaryota; Metazoa; Mollusca; Cephalopoda; Sepiida; Sepiidae
Source: the annotation of a GenBank genome assembly
AUGAUGGCGGAUCCAAAAUAUGCUAACUUACCAGGAAUCGACUUGAAUUCUCCUGAUGUUUAUGAAACAAGCGAACUACCUGAAGUGGAUCAGAAGACUCGCCCAGAUCAGGAAGAGGUUCAUAAUGAGGCUAUUACACGAAUGAAACUUGAUUCAAAAGCUGCCUAUGACAAAUUUAAAGGAAAAGUUCUUGAUGCCUCUAAUGCUGAUUUUUCUGGUAGAAUCCGAAGUCAGAAGAAUACCGGCUAUGACAUAAUCAAAAGUGAAUAUGAAAUUUUGGAAGAAGGAAGUGAUACAAAAGAAUCUCCUCAACAAAGAUACCAAAGACUUCAGCAUGAAAUUAGAGAACUCUCUGAAGAAAUUAGUAAAGUUACUGAAGCAGCCAAAACUGAUAGCAACAGUGAAAAUCUCUCUCCUGUUAAUUUUGGGAAGCAAUUAGAAUAUCUUCAUCACCAAUUGGCUGAUUUGCAUUUAGAAAAGUUAUUGGGACCAGAAACCUCAAUCGAUCUUUCCGAUCCUCAAGGAGCCCUUAGAAAGCGUUUGCUAACUCAAUUGGAAACAUAUACUCCAGCAACUACUGCUCCUGCCAAAAGUGAGAGUGCUCCUCAGCCUACAUCUGCUCAAGCUAAAGAUCAUGUCACCUAUGAACUUUACUAUCGACCAGAACAAGCCCAAUUUAGCAAGAAUGCCAAGUUGGCCAACAUCGAAGAAAGGUUAGAGCGCUUGGAAGCUGUGAUUGGACACAAUCCCCAGAAAAUGAAUGUUCUUACAGCUGAGCUCAGCAACAAAAGUCUUUUGAAUGCUGUUGCUUCCAUAAACUCUAAGCUGUCCCUGUUAGUUCCUGCCCAUAUUGAUCAAGUCGAGGGCAGAUUGCAUCAUGUUCUGCAAAAAGUGAACCAGAUUAGUGAGAAAAAAGCCACUGAUGAUAGUUCAGAGAAACAAGCUAAGGUGUUUGAAUUAUAUGAAAUUGUCAAGAAAUGGGAAAGUAUGUCUGAUGUUUUACCCCAAAUUGUGGAUCGGUUAACCACUCUGAAAGAUAUUCAUGAACAAGCACUUCAAUUUAGUCAAGCUCUUGCAUAUUUGGACACAGCUCAACAAGAAAUCAGGAAAACAUUGACUUCACAUGAUGACAUGAUGAAGCAGUUGGAUGAAUCUUUCAAGCUGAAUACUAAAGCUAUCAAGAAUAACUGUGAUAGUCUUGAAGAAAGAAUAAAAGCUUUGAAGAAAUGA